Molecule: messenger RNA, 1755 nt
Organism: Nicotiana tabacum (common tobacco)
Lineage: Eukaryota; Viridiplantae; Streptophyta; Magnoliopsida; Solanales; Solanaceae
Source: RefSeq, a predicted model, not a curated record
UGGUCAGUUGCAUGCGGCAUUUGGGUACACUGCCAAUUUCAUCGAAACAGUGCCCGGCAUUCCCAAUUUCAAACCCUAACAAAUUGGAUCGAACUUUUAGCUUGAAUCACUUUCCCUAUUAAAAAUAAAUUAUAGUUUUUCUAUCUCCCCUUUUUCUUUUAAAUCCGAAGCUGGGAAAAAAGAAGUAACUUCCCUAUUGUUGUGUUUUACCCAGCAAUAAACUUCUGCCGAUUCAUUAGAACAGUAAGAGCGAGAAUAAGAGACUGGAAAACGGAAAUGCAGCUACGGUUGAGGUCUUUGAUUGUUUUUAGAAGAUUUAAUCACUCACCUUUACUUGAACGGUUUGAACUGGAAAAAUGCUGAUGGGCCAUGCUGAUGGGUUUCCAAAUCUCGGUUCAUCGUCGAAGUUACUGCAUUCUGAUCCUGAAUCAGAGCCUGAUGAUGAUGAAGAGGCUGAUACUCCUGAACAGAUACUAUACAUGGCUUCUUUUGAUGAACUUGGAGCGAAAAGUGUUCAGUAUGACACUAUAAUCUGGCUCUCUAUAUCGUUGCUGCUAGUUUUAGCUUGGGGUAUUGGAAUAAUUAUGUUACUCUAUCUGCCCAUACGAAGAUAUGUGCUCAAAAAGGAAAUUUCAUCACGCAAACUGUAUGUUACUCCAGAUGAAAUAGUUUACGAGGUGUCAAGACUUUCAUUUGUACCAUUUUGGGGACACGUAAAAUUUGAAAAGCACAUUCCUCUUCCUUUAGUGAUAGAUAUUAUUAUUGAACAAGGUUGCUUACAGUCAAUGUUUGGUCUGCACACCUUCAGAGUGGAAAGUAUAGCACGUGGAAAAGCUGCACCAGUUGAUGAACUGCAGGUGCAAGGUGUACAUAAUCCUGGACUCCUAAGGAAGGUCAUCGUAACUGAAGCAUCAAAGGUCAUACAUGUUGGAAGGAGUUGGAGACCUGUGGUUCAAGGUGGUGACGGUGAAAGUAUUUCUCGCAUGGAGUCCUUAACUCAGGCUCCAGCUGUUUUGAGAUCACCAUCUAAAACUUUAAAGCUGACAGGCUCCCCACGCCAUGCUUCAAUGGAGCCCAGAAGUUUUGUAUCUUCUGAUUUUCUGCUUCAUAAGCUUGAACAAGUUAAUAAAUCAGUAAAGAAAAUUGAGUUUCUUAUCGAGAAGUCCCCAGCCACCCCAGGAAGCAGCUAACAGAAUUGAUUUAUGCCUUUGCCUCAACAACAUAAGCACUCGUAUGAACCAGAAGAAGUUGCUUACCUAGAAACUCUCAAGCAACCCGAGGGAGCAGCUAUUGGGGGUUACUUUGUGCCUCAUUAGCUUUUCCUUGUAAGAGCUUAUGUAACCAGAAAAGCUAAAUUUGCGUAUGGCACUCCAGGAACCAGCUAAUAGGAUAUCUAUGCCUCAUGAUGUCAGCGUUUGCAAUGCAAAUUAACCGGUUUAAGCCAUUGGGUGUGAGAUCUUCCCAACUGGUUAUAGUUCCUCCGCAUGAGAGUUUGGCAAUCUAGAUUUGCUGCAAGUUUGGAUCAACUUUUGGACUAUAAACAGAGAGACUCUCUCUUUCAAGCAACUAUACUUGGCCUCAUUUGUAAUAAGGGACUUAGAGCCACAUUUUAAUUUCAAAUGUGAAAUCUUAAAGUGUUUGAUAACCUAAAUUACAGUUGUAUUUGGAUUUGAUCAUGCCUGUCUUCUCGGGUUUGGAUAAAUGACCCCACUUGUGAACAGCAUCAGUAAUUUGCUUACCAAAGGGACAAAAGUA